AUGUUUCCUUCAGGUAGCCCACGGUCCCUGAGCCUCGUGUUUCUUCUGGGGAUGGCAUCCCAGGGGAUCAGCUGUCCGAGCAGGUGUAGCUGUCAGUACCUGGAGGUGAACUGCACCGGGCAGCAGCUGCAGGAGUUCCCUGUGGACAUCCCUCUGGACACCAGGCAGCUGAUUCUGGCAGCAAACAACGUCUCGUACCUGCCGCCGAUGGAAUUGAGCUUCCUGGCUGAUUUGGUCUAUCUGGACUGCAGAAAGAACCUCUUGGGGGAUGACUUGGAUUUUACUUUCAUUGGCGUGGCCAGGCUUGUCUAUCUGGACCUCAGCUUCAACAACCUCUCCCAGGUCACAUUCAGCACCUUCUCCCACCUCCUCAGCCUGGUGGUACUGAAGAUCUCGGACAAUCCCAACCUUGUGGCCAUCGAGAAAGAUGCUUUUGCCAACAACACCUGGCUGAGGCACCUGGAUGUGAGCCGGACUGGCUUGACCUUCCUGGACACCAGCACCGUCCGGGACCUGCCCAACCUGAGGCUCCUGGGGCUCAGUGACAACCUGUGGCACUGCAACUGUUCCUUUUUGGACUUCAUCACCUGGAUGAUGGAGAGCGAUGUGCAUUUUCCAGAUGCUGACAACAUCACCUGCUACACCCCAGCAGGGCUGCGUGCCCUGAGGAUGCCAGCAGCAGAGGCACAGCUCCACUUCAGCUGCCUGACCCAGCUGCACAAGCAGGAUUAUGUCUUUCUGGGCCUCGUUGGCUUCUGCAUCUUCCUUGCUGGCACCAUGGCAGCCUGGCUGGCCGGGGUCUGUGCUGUCAUCUACGAGGCCCAUGCCUCAAAGGGAGAGGAAGAGGAGGAGGAGGAGGAGGAGGAGGAGGAAGACACAGCCACUUAG
This is a messenger RNA of Zonotrichia leucophrys gambelii, 888 nucleotides long. It is a transcript of the gene LRRC52, whose product is annotated as leucine rich repeat containing 52. Gene Ontology annotation, cellular component: voltage-gated potassium channel complex. The record is from RefSeq and is a predicted model, not a curated record. Gene Ontology annotation, molecular function: voltage-gated potassium channel activity; potassium channel activator activity; transmembrane transporter binding. Lineage: Eukaryota; Metazoa; Chordata; Aves; Passeriformes; Passerellidae. The transcript is spliced from 2 exons. Bases 1 to 888 code for a protein of 295 amino acids.